Messenger RNA from Oncorhynchus kisutch (coho salmon), 2819 nucleotides. RefSeq names its product probable G-protein coupled receptor 149. The record is from RefSeq and is a predicted model, not a curated record. Gene Ontology annotation, biological process: neuropeptide signaling pathway. Bases 337 to 2631 code for a protein of 764 amino acids. Gene Ontology annotation, cellular component: plasma membrane; neuron projection. Gene Ontology annotation, molecular function: G protein-coupled receptor activity; neuropeptide binding. The transcript is spliced from 4 exons. Lineage: Eukaryota; Metazoa; Chordata; Actinopteri; Salmoniformes; Salmonidae.
GCGCAGCGCGCGCUGCUCGGUUAGAACAUAAAUCGCGGAUCAUCCUGGAGGAGCAUUGAUGUCUAUCUCCUCCAGUGCUCAUCUAAAGUGCACUGGUAGUGUUAAAAAGUGUACUAUUCUGGAAGCUACUUUCCGUUAAGGUUAAGAUAUAUCCAACUGGACUGCUCAAAUAUAGCCUAUCGGAGUGAUUCACCAGGGAUGUAGUCUAGCCUAUGUGUGCCAUUCUAACUUGUGUAACGUGUAGGCAUUGUUUCAAAGUUGUUUUAACAAUAUAUAUAUAUGAGCGGCUGAACAUUGGGCAACACAAGCCAGGUCAACAAAGGUAUCUAAAUAAAAAUGUCCUCGAAUCUCAGCUCCCCAUCGCCGAACUACAGCAGCCUUUUCACUGCGAGCUACGAGAGGACGGACCUCACAGAGGCGCAAAGACACAUAAGCAUGCUUCUCUUCGGCUUGUGCGUUGCCAUCGCCGCUGCUACCUUCGUGGGAGGUGUGUAUUCUCUCAUCUUUUUCAUCCAGAUGAGGUGGAAAACCAUCCUGUGGCUCAUCGUGGCUUCAAUGUCCGUGGACGACCUGCUCAGCGUAAUACCUCUCUCCCUCUUCAUGCUCCUCCAGUGGGAGAGAGAUGGAGAGGGAGGGUCGGUGACCAUAUGCACGUUAUCGGGACUUCUCUAUGUGUUCCAAGGACUCUCCAGCAAUAUGAAGGCUUGCCUUAUCGCAGCCUACACCUUCUACGUUACUAAGCGAGAAAGAAGUCCUCGGCCGUUAAGCGUGAUGUGGGCGAUAGCCGGGGUGUGGGUAGUCAGCCUGGCCGUCAGUGUACUACCGCUGUGCGGCUGGGGGAGUUUCACCCCGGUCUCUCUAGGCUGUUUCCCAGAGAGCCACAGCUUUUACGUUCUGCUCCUUUUCUCUUUGUACUCCUUGUGUUUCUGCGGAUUGGUCUUAUUCUUCGUUCCUCUCACCUACCAGCUACUGUGUUCCAGGGAGCCACAGAGGACGUUCUACCCGAGCUACUUGGAUAUCGCCAGGGAUCUGAGAGGGGACGGGUCUGCGCCUCUCUGCGACCUCCCGUCCUUCUCUCGGGAUAGCUUGGACAGAAGUUUCAGUGCCUACAAUGAGCUGUUUCCGGUUGGAUCGGGGAAAGGGCUAGGAGUACGGGGCACAGUGGAAACAUAUACCUGCCCAACCCCUACCUCUGACGGUGUACUGAGGGAUGGAACCAUCAGUAACUGGGAAUCCCCGGUGUUCUUUGCACAAAAGCGCUUCUCCAUGAUCCUAGCGGUAGUGAGAGUUGUCUUGUGGAUGCCGAUGAUGACUGUGGUGCUCGUGCGUCAUGCUGUGAACGAGCACAGCCCGUCCCUGGAGGCGGUGGGAACGGUGAGCUUCUUCCUGACCCUGCUGGCGCCUGCGGUCACGCCGGUGUUCAUGCUCUCAGAGCGCUGGAUCCACCUUCCGUGCGGCUGCUUCAUCAACUGCCCGCGGGACACAGAGCGUGAGCCCACCGCAAAGAAGAGGAGGUUUGAGUUUAACCUCUCCUUCCAACAAGGAUACGGAAUAUACAAGUUAUCCCACGCAACCAAACCCCACCACAGCCCGUCCGUUGAGAAGUCUUCCUAUCAAAACCUCUUCAACUUCUCAGAAAACCAACUUGCUGUGCUGGACAGCUCUGGCGUCGCGAGCCUGCAGGCCGAGCUCGAGUUCAUGACCCCACGUGAAGUAGACAGCUCCUCACUGCACGAGCAUGGCGAGCUGCUUCUCGAGGCUGAGGCAGGUGGGGGAGAGGCCCUCGCGCUGGCAGACUGCCUCCAGUUUCCUCACGAUAACCACGGAGACCAGGACAGCUUCUUCUGUGGAUCCAGCUCCCGGGACUGCGAGGACCUCAACCUCACUGACACGUCAUCAGUGUUCGAGGGAACGGAACGGAGACUGUCGCAUGUAGAGGGCAGAAAAAUGGAGCUGACGGACUGGGAGUGGUGUAGGAGUAAAUCAGAGAGGACCCCCAGACAGAGAUCUGGGGGAGGUCUGGCCAUCCCUCUGUGUGCCUUCCAGGGCACCGUCUCCCUGCACUCCCCCACAGGGAAGACCCUCUCCCUCUCCACCUAUGAGGUCAGCAGCGACGGCCUCACUAUCUCCCCCCACGCCGCCAAGAAGGUGGAGGUCUACCGCUCCAAGUCUGUAGGCCACGAGCCCAGUGCAGACGACCCCACCACCAGGGACCCGGACGGGGGAGUGGGGAUGGAGGUGGAGGUCGGAGAGGUGGCAAUGGGGGACACCAAUGUGAAGAUCCACCUGGAGGUGUUGGAGAUCUGUGACAACGAGGAGGCCAUGGACAGCGUGUCCAUCAUCUCUAACAUCAGCCAGUCGUCCACCCACGCCCGCUCCCCGUCGCUGCGCUAUUCUCGGAAGGAGAACCGCUUUGUCUCCUGUGACCUGGGGGAGACAGCCUCCUACUCACUGCUCAUCCCCAACAGUGGCAACCCCGAGGUGGACAACAUCAACAUCAACAUCCCUGACACGGUGGAGGCCCACCGGCAGAACAGUCGCAGGCAGAAACAGGAGACGGGAGGCUACCGCGAGGAGAUACAGCUGCUCAACGAAGCCUACAGGAAGCAGGAAGAGGACAGUGAAGACUGAUACCCACACACAGGAAGCAUGAAGAGGACAGAAAAGAUUGAUACACACACAGGAAGCAGGAAGAGGACAGAGAUGACUGAUACAUCACAGGAAGCAGGAAGAGGACAGAGGGGACUUUACACACACAGAGGAAGCAGGAAGAGGACAGUGAGACUGAUACACACACACAGGAAGCAGGAAGAGGACAG